AACGCCAUAAAAGUUAGAGGGCGUUCUUGUUGAGUGACAAGAGGGGAGAUGAAAGUGCUGCAUUAUGGUCUUCCACCAAACUGUCAUAUACAAGGUGUGUGUAUACUAUUAGAGUCUAUCCCAUAUCGGAAGUUGACUAGACUUCCAAGAGAGACUAUGUGACUUCCAACACUACAAGAAUCUGCCGGAUUUGCAACAGAUAUUUGCUACGGACAUCACUCCGUUGCAGAUCUGCAACAACUCUGCGAUGGCUUUUGAAAUUUUGUGUCCCUGAUAUAUUCUGCGACGGAACUUUUUUUUCCCGUCGCAGAACUGCAAUGGAAUGUUUGAGUUGAUGGAUUCCAGUUUUCUCGACAUUGUUUACAAGACACAGUGCUUUAUGAAGCACCACCCACCAUCACUCAAGAGCCACUAGAGGCCAUAAAGUUGCUUGCUUUCAAAACCGAAGAGCUUCAUAUGACGAGUAUGUCCUUGGCACGCUGUGGAAAACUUCUGGAGCUAUGUGUUUUGCUUAUGGUGGCUUGGGAAAAGUUGUUAAAUAAAGCUAAUGCUGAUGAAAGCCCCCCAUUAGAACGAUGCAUAAAGGAAGAGUUACAAUGGACAUUUGUUGAGAAGGCUAAAUUGUUUUGUCACGUGGGUUGUGAUGAGGUGCUCAAUGCUCAUAAGCGUAGAGAGAAAUGGCUGAUCUAUGCAGGUUCGAUGCUCCACAUUUUCAAUCAAGUCGGUGGUGUUCUUGACAAGUUUCAUCUUUCAGAAAGAACAGAGACCCCCCCUUUCAGCCAAUGGAUCGUCAUGAUCUUGCGGUAGAAUUUACUGAUUCAUCGAGAGCAGCCGGAUUCAAGUUGGAAAUUAAGGGGACACAUGAAGAUAUAAGAAAGGCUUAGUUACUGUUCAUCUGCUACUCUUGAAGGUUCAAUUCACCUCGGUUCAAGCUCGUUUGAAGGCCAAUUUUUUGGGGAUUAUGGGCGACAUGGGAUGCUCUCUCAACACCUGAAAUUGGAUUUCCAAACCAGUUGAAGGAAGCUGCUAAUUGAGCAAAAUUUUGGACUCGGCGUCACUGUUCACCGCGAGGUCUUCAAGUCCAGGUUGUCGGAUUCCAGCUUUCUCCACGAUGCAUUCAGGAUUGGACACUAUGCUUUAUCAAGCACCACCUACCAUCACUGUAAGUGAUUUUGCUUAAUGAGUUUGCUCUGAUUUUAUUAGGGUUUUCUCUGAUUUUAGGUCUAUAAUGUUCCAUAGUAGUAGUAUAAUAAAGUGUUCUAUUCAUUCUAUUCAACAAAAUGUGCAUGACUUGGGCAUCCUUAGUAAAUUUAGGAAGAUGUAUGAAGUGGAAUUUGUCUCAUCUCCGCACAUGGCCAUUAGU
Molecule: messenger RNA, 1363 nt
Organism: Cuscuta campestris
Lineage: Eukaryota; Viridiplantae; Streptophyta; Magnoliopsida; Solanales; Convolvulaceae
Source: the annotation of a GenBank genome assembly